ACCUGAAAAGCGAAAGCUUGAGCGUUUCGACACUUGCGAGAUGCCGUAGUUCGGAAUCCGGAAGCACAGCUGCUGUCAUCCAAACAAACAAUAAUGGGUUGAUUUUGGAGAAUGUCCUCCAGAGGCGUAGUCCUCCAUUUGCAAACCGUCUGUACAAGUCUAGUGAAAGUGACUUGAGUAAACUGACUGACUUCACCUGCAUUUGGAUACCUUCAGCCAUGGCUCGGGAGGAAGAGGAAGAGGGGCUGACAGGCGAUGCACCCAAGGAGGUGGACGUGUUUACAUCAGUGCGUUGCCUGGGUUACCUGUCCAGCGUCAACCUCCUUGUGGCGGUGUGCGUUGGCAUGUACGUACGCUGGGAGGUGACAAGUGAACCAAUGAUUCUGGUCAUCUUCAUCCUGGGCCUCUUCGUCCUGGGGAUAGCCAGCAUCCUCCAUUACUACUUCGCUAUGGAGAAAGCCAGUCUCAGCUUAUUCCAUUUGUGGUUUGGCUUUUUGCUCGGCCUUCUGUGCUUCCUCAACAGCCCCGCAUUGGAUUCAAACGUCAAGGAACUGGUCGCCAACUAUCUCCUCUUAGCCUGUGUAAUCAUGAAAACAGUAUGGGCUGUAACUGAGCGAAUAUGCAGCUCCGUCCGUUACAAACCCAGCUUGCUAACAUCAGCUGAGUUGCUGGAGCUCCUGGGAUUUGGCAUUGCCAGCACUUCCAUGCUUCUUCACAAUUCAGUGGCCAUAAUAGGCUUGGUAGUGGCCCUCGGGGCUCUCAUUGUGGACUUAAGGAUGAAAUCCCUCCUGGCUUUGCCCAACCUGGUCAGUUUUGCCUUGGUUACCUCUCUUGUGUUUUUCCAGGCCUUAGGCAUUACUGCCAACCCUUAUGCCUUAGGCUGCUACGUUGGCAGGCUGCUGUGUGAGCCCGUGCUGGAUGUGUACUUCAGUGGGCUUGGGUCCACUGAGCGCUGGAUACCUGUGCUCUCCAUGGGGAGGGUGUGGAGGAGGCUGUCCCUGCUGCCUCUGAGUCUGACUGAGCUGGCCUUCUUUGUCCUAGCUGCCUUAAAGCUUGGCCACUUGGAGCUGUGGUAUUUGGUGAUCCCAGGCUUCUGCCUGUUUGGCCUUUUCUGGUCCAUCUGCCACAUAAUCCUGCUGAUCACAAUAUGGGGCUUCCACACCAAGUUGAGCGAAUGUCAGAAGGCCUGGCGGGCCCAGCGAUCCAGUAGCCGGAGUCUCGACCAAGUCAUGGCCUCCAGGGGCAUCCGUCACUUCUGUCUCAUUUCCGAACGUCUGGUGUUCUUUAGUAUGCUGUCAACGGUCAUACUGGGAGCUGUAUCCUGGCAGGCCUCCAACGGUCUCUUUCUCAGCGCUCUGCUGGUGGUGCUGCCUUUGGAGUCUCUGGCCCACGGCUUGUUCCACGAGCUCGGCAGCUGUCUGGGGGGAACCUGUGUUGGCUAUGCCCUGGUCAUACCUACUGCUUACUGCAGUGCUGAUGGCCAGCCCACUCUACUACCACCUGAGCAGGUACAACAGCUGAACCUGCGCUCUACAGGUAUGCUGAACAAUGUGCAGCGCCUCUUCUCCCACCACAUGAUCCAGACGUUUGGCUGUGACUACUCCACCAGUGGUGUUACGCUCGAGGCCUUGCAGACAAAGCUGCGCAACUUUCUGGAGCUACAUACAGAAGACGGGCCACGUCAUGACACCUAUCUGAUUUUCUACAGUGGGCACACACACAAAGGCACUGGCGCUUGGGCCCUGGCCGGAGGCGAGAGCCUCCGCCUUGCCGAGCUGCUGGAGUUGUGGAAGGAGAAGAACGCCGGCCACUGCUCCCGUCUCAUCCUCAUCCUGGACACCGAAAACUCCCUCCCCUGGGUGAAGGAGGUGCGCAGGAUGGAGGGCGUCUAUAUAGCCGUGCAGGGGGCUGAGCUGUCCGCCACCAGGGUGGACCCAGAGGCCGGUGACAUCCCCCUCCUCGGGGACUUCACCUCAGAGUGGGUGGAGUUCAACUGCAACCCAGACAGCAACAACCAGUGGUCAGAAAAGGGAAGGACUGUGACGGCUGUGUACGGCGUGUCCAAACGCUGGAGCGACUACACGCUUCACCUACCCACUGGAAGUGAUGUGGCCAAGCAUUGGAAGACCCACUUUCCCAGGGCUACAUAUCCCAUGGUGCAUCUCUCAAACUGGUGCUGUGGCCUCAACCUGUUCUGGUUAUGUAGCGUGUGUCUGCGCUGCUUCAGGAGGUGUAAACUAGCUUGGUUCCCACCAGCUGUAUUGGACACUGGGCAGGGCAUUAAGCUGGUGCACUCUUAGAGAUAAGGGCAACAUGUACAUUUUGAUUCUGGUAGAUUUUGUUUUGAUAGCUGGGUACGAGGUGUCUAUAGUAAGAGGGAAAAUGCUGGUUAUACCCCAUCAGUUAAAUGUGGCCUUCUGUCAGAAAGGUAUUUUUGCAUCAUGUUUAAUUGAUGUGAUGCCAAGACAUUGUGCUGAUCAUUUUAUAGAAAAACACCAGCUCAGUGUUAUAUUAUGUAACACAAAAUGAGGGAGUGGAAAGCCAAAUAAUAUAACCCCUUGCUUUUUUUGAUGAUCUCAAAAACAAGAGACAUCACAAUUACAGUGGGUUAAAAAAAAAAAAGAAAGACAGUUUUUAUAUUUCGGUACUGUGUUAAGUUUUUGAACACUAUUUUUCUAUUACUGCAUCAUUAUUUCUUUUGAAAGGUCUCGUUAAUUUUUUUUUUUUUUUUCAAUACCAUAUUGUCUUAAAGUGCCUUACAAAUGGAUUUGGUGUCACCUUUAAAAUGGAAGUUUUUCAUAUGUAAAUGUAUGUAUAUCUAUACCCUUGCCUUGCCUCUUAUUUAUAUUCAGAGGAUUUAGCUCAUGCUCUUAACUUAAACUAUGUGAGCAGGGAGUGUCUUCCUAAAGCCUUUCAACAAGAUAGACAAAAUGUUGGGCUGAACUCAGUGACCCUCUGGUUACAGUCCAACCACGAGGCCAACCCGUCACUCUCACUGUGGGAUCUUUUCCUCAUCACUUUCAAACAGCGAGUUUCAGUUUAGAUAAGCAUUUAUUCCUGAACUGAAGAAAGGCUGCGAGACAGAAUAUCAUCACUAGACAAUGGCUCUGUAUUGUGCCUCAAGCUGUUUAUUUACACUAACUAAUUCAAGUUGAAGUCAUUUGCUCUGUACAAACAUGACAUUCAGGUUCUGUAGCUGUUCUCCACGUUGUGAAACACAUGGACGACAAAUCGAGAAGCUUCCAAUGCUUUUUAUGGGUGCACUGACCUGAAGAACUCAUAUUGACCAUCCUUUAUUUCCUACUUUAUUUGCCGUGUUGGAGCUCUCCCCCACACGUCCCUUAACUCUGGAGUGCAUUGCUGCCUUAACGUUUGUGUUUCCAAGAGGUCAAGUGGCAUUUUCCACAUGUAAUUCCCCAUGUGCCUCUCUUGAGUUAUGCCUGAAAAUGCAAAAAAAUUAAACCUGGAUAAUAAACUGA
Molecule: messenger RNA, 3479 nt
Organism: Dicentrarchus labrax (European seabass)
Lineage: Eukaryota; Metazoa; Chordata; Actinopteri; Moronidae
Gene: tmem168a
Product: transmembrane protein 168a
Exons: 6
Coding region: 219-2300 (693 amino acids)
Source: RefSeq, a predicted model, not a curated record